AAUGAAGUCUUUGGUCUUCCGAUAAGCAUAGAAUCAUAGAUGCUUCAUAACCAUCCCGUUCGUGCUCUUAGCCUCUUACAACUCUUGUGAAAUUAGGUUCAACAGCCAAUUAGUUACUCCACCAACUGAGGUCAAUAUGUCUAAACUGGCGCUCCUCCUCCGAGGAGCUGCAAUGAUCUUGUGGCUACUCAUCUCGCAGACACCAUCUACCUGUUGUGUUCAUGCGAGAUGCGUCACCGGCGAGCGUGAUGCGCUGCUCUCCUUCAAGGCAAGCCUUCUGGACCCUUCUGGCAGGCUGUCGUCAUGGCAGGGUGACGACUGCUGCCAGUGGAAGGGAGUCCGGUGCAGCAACAGAACUGGCAAUAUCGUUGCGCUUAACCUCCGCAACACUAAUAAUUUCUGGUACGAUUUCUAUGAUGCUGAUGGGUUGAACCUAUUGAGAGGCGGUGACUUGAGCCUAUUGGGAGGUGAAUUGAGCUCCUCUUUGAUUGCUUUACAUCAUCUGAGGCAUCUCGAUCUGAGUUGCAAUUUCUUCAACGGAACGAGCAUACCUGUUUUCAUGGGCUCUUUCAAGAACUUGAGAUAUCUCAACCUCUCCUGGGCAGGUUUCGGUGGGAAAAUACCUUCGCAAAUUGGUAAUAUUUCCAGCUUACAAUACCUUGAUGUUAGCUCGAAUUAUUUCUUCCAUGAACAGAACACGUUUUUCAUGUCUUCAACUGAUCUUUCUUGGUUGCCACGUCUCACCUUUUUGAGGCAUGUUGACAUGACUGACGUUGACCUCAGUUCCGUGAGGGAUUGGGUUCACAUGGUGAACAUGCUUCCUGCUCUUCAAGUUCUUCGUUUGUCCGAGUGUGGCCUUAACCAUACUGUAUCUAAACUAUCCCAUUCAAACCUCACAAAUCUUGAGGUCCUUGAUCUAUCAUUCAAUCAAUUUAGCUACACGCCACUCCGACACAACUGGUUUUGGGAUCUCACUAGCCUCGAGGAGCUUUAUCUCUCAGAAUAUGCAUGGUUUGCACCUGCAGAACCUAUCCCUGAUAGAUUGGGUAACAUGUCUGCCCUACGUGUCUUAGAUCUAAGUUACAGUUCUAUUGUUGGUUUGUUUCCGAAGACCUUAGAGAAUAUGUGUAAUUUGCAAGUAUUGCUAAUGGAUGGCAACAAUAUUGAUGCGGACUUAAGGGAAUUCAUGGAACGGUUGCCAAUGUGCUCGUUGAAUUCUUUGGAAGAGUUGAAUUUAGAAUACACAAAUAUGAGUGGAACAUUCCCAACGUUCAUUCACAAAAUGAGCAAUCUCAGCGUUCUUCUAUUGUUUGGAAACAAGUUGGUUGGCGAGCUACCUGCUGGUGUCGGAGCGCUGGGUAAUUUGAAAAUAUUGGCUCUUAGCAACAAUAACUUCAGAGGUCUAGUGCCGCUUGAAACAGUAAGUAGUUUGGAUACUUUGUAUCUUAACAACAACAAGUUCAACGGUUUUGUGCCUCUUGAAGUUGGAGCAGUAAGUAACUUGAAAAAGUUGUUUCUUGCGUACAAUACUUUCAGCGGCCCUGCACCAUCAUGGAUUGGAACACUAGGUAAUUUGACAAUAUUGGAUCUUAGCUACAAUAACCUCAGUGGUCCAGUACCGCUUGAGAUUGGAGCUGUAAAUUUGAAAAUUUUGUAUCUUAACAACAAUAAGUUCAGCGGUUUUGUGCCUCUUGGAAUUGGAGCAGUAAGUCAUUUGAAAGUGUUGUAUCUUAGCUACAAUAAUUUCAGCGGCCCUGCACCAUCGUGGGUUGGAGCAUUAGGUAAUUUACAAAUUUUGGAUCUUUCCCACAAUAGCUUCAGUGGACCUGUACCACCAGGGAUUGGAUCACUCAGUAAUUUGACAACAUUGGAUCUUAGCUAUAACAGGUUCCAAGGCGUAAUCUCUAAGGAUCAUGUUGAACAUUUAUCUCGUCUGAAGUAUCUGGAUUUGUCAGACAACUUCUUGAAAAUAGAUAUACAUACAAAUUCUUCUCCGCCAUUCAAACUAAGAAACGCAGCUUUCCGAUCAUGUCAGCUGGGGCCGCGCUUUCCAUUGUGGCUUAGAUGGCAGACUGACAUUGAUGUUCUUGUUCUUGAAAAUACAAAAUUGGAUGAUGUUAUUCCGGAUUGGUUCUGGGUGACAUUUUCCCGAGCUUCAUUCUUGCAAGCAUCAGGAAAUAAGUUGCAUGGCUCAUUACCGCCAAGUCUAGAACACAUCUCAGUUGGUCGCAUAUAUCUCGGUUCCAACUUGUUGACAGGUCAAGUUCCUCAACUCCCUAUAAGUAUGACUCGCUUGAAUUUGUCUUCAAACUUUUUGUCAGGGCCAUUGCCAUCUCUCAAAGCUCCACUGCUGGAGGAGCUGUUGCUUGCCAAUAAUAAUAUUACAGGCAGCAUCCCACCAUCCAUGUGCCAAUUGACUGGUUUGAAACGUUUGGACCUGUCAGGAAACAAAAUAACAGGAGAUCUUGAACAAAUGCAAUGCUGGAAACAGUCAGAUAUGACCAAUACAAACUCUGCAGAUAAAUUUGGUUCUAGUAUGCUCAGUCUUGCCUUGAACCACAAUGAACUUUCAGGUAUAUUUCCUCAAUUUCUUCAAAAUGCCUCACAAUUAUUGUUCCUGGAUCUUUCACACAACAGGUUUUUUGGAAGUUUGCCAAAGUGGUUACCAGAAAGAAUGCCAAACUUGCAAAUCUUGAGGUUGCGGUCAAAUAUUUUCCAUGGCCAUAUUCCCAAGAACAUUAUUUACCUUGGUAAACUUCAUUUUCUGGACAUAGCACACAACAACAUAUCAGGAUCCAUACCAGACUCCUUAGCAAACUUCAAAGCAAUGACUGUUAUAGCUCAGAAUAGUGAGGACUAUAUUUUUGAAGAGAGCAUACCAGUAAUCACGAAAGAUCAACAGCGUGACUACACCUUUGAAAUCUACAAUCAGGUGGUUAAUCUUGAUUUUUCAUGUAACAAGUUAACAGGGCAUAUUCCAGAAGAAAUACAUUUACUUAUUGGACUUACCAAUUUAAAUUUAUCAAGUAAUCAGUUCAGUGGAACAAUCCAUGAUCAAAUUGGUGAUUUGAAGCAGUUGGAAUCCCUUGACUUGUCCUACAAUGAAUUAUCUGGUGAAAUCCCCCCAAGUUUGUCAGCUCUAACUUCUCUAAGCCACUUGAACCUAUCAUACAACAAUUUAUCAGGCACAAUACCAUCAGGAUCACAGCUACAAGCACUCGAUGACCAGAUUUAUAUAUAUGUUGGAAAUCCUGGUCUUUGUGGGCCUCCUCUCUUGAAGAACUGUUCAACUAAUGGUACACAACAAAGUUUCUAUGAAGAUAGAAGCCAUAUGAGAUCUCUCUACCUCGGGAUGAGCAUAGGAUUUGUGAUUGGUCUAUGGACUGUGUUUUGCACCAUGAUGAUGAAGAGAACCUGGAUGAUGGCUUACUUUCGGAUCAUUGACAAUUUAUAUGAUAAGGCCUAUGUACAAGUGGCUAUAAGCUGGAGUCGCUUGAUGCGGAAAAACCAAGAUGCAGCGUGAAGAGCGUUGUUUCCACUGCAAAUGAAUUAUUCAAGCUACUAGUUUCUGAAAAACCUAGUAACUCAAAGAAUAAUUUUAGGUGUUUUACUAUUCCAAGUGGAUAUUUACUGUUCCUACUAUAAUAUCUGGUUUCCGAUGAAACCUACUAGCAUAUUUGUCUGUAAUGUGCUUGACAUUCUGUUGUCAUUGUAUUAUAUGUUGUUGUUAUAUGAUUUAUUUUUUAAGCUGGAUGGAUUGAAGCUAGUAAAGAUAAUAUAUAAUGAUAACUGCCCUCUGCCUUUUCAAGGUACUUA
Oryza sativa Japonica Group (Japanese rice) is the source of this 3816-nucleotide messenger RNA. RefSeq names its product receptor-like protein EIX2. The record is from RefSeq and is a predicted model, not a curated record. Lineage: Eukaryota; Viridiplantae; Streptophyta; Magnoliopsida; Poales; Poaceae. Gene Ontology annotation, molecular function: protein binding.